AUUGUUUUGUGAUGAUGUCUUUCUGGAGGCAAUUGUACCGAGGUAGACGGAUGAAGCCAUUAGCUAAUGAUACAAAUAAGCUGUUGAAUUAUUUUUUCUUCUUGCAUCACAAGAAAUACUAUCUUAAACUCUGCAAAUGUGUGCCUAGUCAAUUCCUUAUUUCCUUAAUCGAGUUGCUAUCCCAUCUUGAUUAUCUGAUUCUCUGUAGUUUCGAAUUUUUCAAUAAUACCAUUCCAUUCCAUUCCCUUUUCCCGUUUUCUCAUUCUAUUUGAUCAUAUUUUUAUGUCUAAUUUUGAUAUCAGAUUAGGUUUGUUAGUAAACAAAGGAAAAAGGAAGAAAGAAGCUAUUUUGUUAGCACCUAUUAAACAUGGAGGGCCUAUGUAUUCUAUUUUGAUACGUCUAGGAUUUAUUUGUAACAUUUAAAAAGAAGCAAAGGGCUUAACAGCUAAGUUUUACUUCCAUUCCGCUCUAUAUCUCACUCUCCAGCCACCGACGCUUCCGGCGGGUUCGUUAGCGGCCACCGUCUUCCUCCCAUUGCUUGAUCUUCAACGAGUUUACUUCUGAAGAAACUAGUGGCUGCUAGUGAUUUGGGAGGAUUACUCUUCCGGGUCAGCUGUGCUCUGAAGCAUUAAGGGAUACUUAUAUAGAUGUCAAAUGAUGUGGAAAAUCCUAAAGAUGGAGAUGCCAGCAAGUCUUCGGAUGCUUCUUCACCAUCCCACAGUCUCCAAUCGACUUGGUACGAUGGCUUACUUCAGCAAGCAUCAGUUUAUGGAGUAGCUGUUGGAUACUGUCUAUCAGCAUCAUUACUCUCCAUCAUUAACAAGUGGGCCGUCAUGAAAUUUCCUUACCCAGGGGCACUAACUGCGUUGCAAUAUUUCACAAGUGCAGCUGGAGUCCUCAUAUGUGGGGGACUCAAGGUUAUAGAACAUGAUAAGCUUGAUCUUGUAACAAUGUGGCGGUUCCUGCCGGCCGCAAUUAUAUUUUACCUAUCUCUUUUUACAAACAGUGAGCUUCUCCUCCAUGCCAAUGUUGAUACUUUUAUUGUCUUCAGAUCAGCUGUCCCCAUCUUUGUUGCAAUAGGAGAGACCCUCUACUUGCACCAACCAUGGCCAGCACUUAAAACAUGGGCUUCACUGGGUACAAUCUUUGCUGGUAGCGUGCUUUAUGUCACUACUGAUUACCAGUUUACACUCACAGCUUAUAGCUGGGCAUUGGCUUACUUAGUGAGCAUGUCCAUUGAUUUUGUUUAUAUCAAGCAUGUAGUUAUGACAAUUGGCUUAAACACAUGGGGUCUCGUGCUAUACAACAAUCUUGAGGCUUUGAUGCUUUUUCCUAUCGAGUUGCUUAUAAUGGGCGAACUGAAGAAAAUAAAGCAUGAAAUUCAGGAUGAGUCAGAUUGGUAUGGUUUUCAAGUGGUGUUACCCGUAGCUCUGUCGUGUUUGUUUGGUUUAGCCAUCUCUUUCUUUGGAUUUUCUUGCCGUAGAGCAAUAUCUGCGACAGGCUUUACUGUUCUCGGCAUAGUUAACAAACUAUUGACUGUGGUGAUAAAUCUAGUUAUUUGGGAUAAACACUCGACUCUUGUUGGUACAGUGGGACUCUUGAUCUGCAUGUUUGGUGGUGUUAUGUACCAGCAAUCCACGAGCAGCAAGCCUAAGGCUACGAAAGAUGUAAAUCCACAAGCAGCUGAUGAGGAGCAACAUAAGCUUCUUGAAAUGCAAAGCAGCAUACAGAGCACUGAGAACGAGAAGCAAGCUACACAAUCGGAAGAUGAGAAACAAUAACAUAUUCUUGGGAAGAGUUCCCUUUUCAUUCUUGUAUGUCAAAGAUAUUGUUGAAAUUCAAUUAUACACUUGGUCGAAAACCCAGUGCUGUCUUAACUGCCAGAUUGGGUAUGUAGUCAGCUGCUAGUUACUUAGAAGCAACUUUCACGAGAUGAAGGAUAAUGGAUUGCUACAUUUUUAUUCACGGGUAUGAAGUCAGGUACCUGCAAUUUCACAAAAGUACAUGUUACGCUUAUCUUCUAUAGUUUUGAUUCGUAUUCAGCUCCCGUAUUUAGUAAGGUCUCUCCUCCCAAUUUGAAUAGUGGGUGGUGGUGGAGUAAUAUUUGUAUGAUGCAUUUGUUUUACACUGUGACAGACUAUUCCGAUAUGCUUUUCCACUACUGUACACAAACUAGUGACAUGUUUCAAAGGGGCCAAAAGAGCACUUUGGCUAACUACUAUGUGAGAUCUUGCUGACAUA
Messenger RNA from Lycium barbarum (goji berry), 2241 nucleotides. RefSeq names its product GDP-mannose transporter GONST3-like. The record is from RefSeq and is a predicted model, not a curated record. Gene Ontology annotation, cellular component: Golgi apparatus. The transcript has 3 exons. Bases 648 to 1781 code for a protein of 377 amino acids. Gene Ontology annotation, molecular function: GDP-fucose transmembrane transporter activity; antiporter activity. NCBI's taxonomy places the organism in Eukaryota, Viridiplantae, Streptophyta, Magnoliopsida, Solanales, Solanaceae.